GCGCUCUCGUUAGUCUGUCCGGCAGCAGGAGCCUGUAACUAUGGCUGUUGUUGGUUUCCGACGGUGGGCCCAAGCCCUGUCAAAGGGUAAAGGGUCUGGCAUUUCAGCCCUUAUCUCGGGGAGUAGAGCAGCUUCUUCUGUCGGUAAAGGCAGUCUACCUGGUCCGUACCCGAAAACCCCCGAGGAAAGAGCUGCUGCCGCGAAGAAGUACAACAUGAUCCCGGAGGACUACGAACCGUAUCCCGACAAAGGCGAGGGCUAUGGAGACUACCCAAUGCUACCCAACAAAUCCCAGCAUGAGAGAGACCCCUGGUACUCAUGGGACCACUCUGACCUGAGGAGGAACUGGGGAGAAACCAUGCACUGGGAUUUCGACAUGUACACCAGGAAUCGUGUGGACACGUCACCAACUGUUGUACCUUAUCACAGUAUGGUCAAGGACCUGUUCCUCUUCCUCGGCUUCAUGGCAUUCAUGUUCUACGUUGGGUACGAGUGCAAAUCUUACCAACCUGUUGGCCCGAAGCAAUAUCCUUACAACAACCUGUACCUGGAAAAAGGAGGAGAUCCUGAGAAACAGCCAGAGGAAGUCAAGAAUUAUGAACUCUAAUGACUACAAUCUGCUUCUACUUGUACAUAUAUGUUCCUGUCAAAAAUAAAGACUUAUCUUAACAGCUGAAA
Messenger RNA from Stegastes partitus (bicolor damselfish), 678 nucleotides. RefSeq names its product NADH:ubiquinone oxidoreductase subunit B8 (gene ndufb8). Gene Ontology annotation, biological process: mitochondrial electron transport, NADH to ubiquinone. The record is from RefSeq and is a predicted model, not a curated record. Gene Ontology annotation, cellular component: mitochondrion; respiratory chain complex I. NCBI's taxonomy places the organism in Eukaryota, Metazoa, Chordata, Actinopteri, Pomacentridae. The transcript has 5 exons. Bases 41 to 607 code for a protein of 188 amino acids.